Molecule: messenger RNA, 4233 nt
Organism: Monosiga brevicollis MX1
Lineage: Eukaryota; Choanoflagellata; Craspedida; Salpingoecidae
Exons: 8
Coding region: 1-4233 (1410 amino acids)
Source: RefSeq, a predicted model, not a curated record
AUGGCGUCGACCCCGCCCAACUCCCCGCCGGCCUCUGCGACUCAGCCACCCGGCUCGCCAAGCUUUGGCGGUGGAGGACGCCGAGCUCGUAAGCGUGCCAAGCGACAAGAAUCGGUGCCGGGACCCUCUCCAGAAGGGCAGGGCCCAUCGCAUGCGCACUCUCCUGAAGAACAAGACUCGGCGCCCGCGCGCUCUCCUGAAGCCCAUGGUCCAGCAUCCUCUGCGCACCCCCCGAGAGCUCCCCCAAAGCCAAUCGACCCAUCAGGCCUUUGUCGGCAUCUGACGGAUCUCGUGUCUCAACUUGAAAGCACUCACCUGGCUCGGCUCAGCGACUGCUCAAAAGCAGCUGUCAGUCCCGAGGCGUGCAUCUCAAUACCUUUUGGCUGGGCGGGGCUAGAGUUUGACAGCCGAGGCACUGAUCUCACAGGCACAAUACUGCUCAAGGACUUCAGGGCCGAAUCCUGGCUAUCGGCGAUAGAGACAGCGCUCAAACCUGGCCCACCCGUGGCUACUUGGGCCUCAUUCCCGUCUGUUUCGCUCAGUCUUUUGCGCCUGCCACCUCCUUUGCCAGAGACCCACUUGGUCGCCCGCACCCAUGAGCACAUGCUUGCCGUCACUGCUGGACUCCAGGCCACCUUGCGUUGCAUACCACCGCUCAAAGGACAAAACGCGGACGAGGCCAACCUUGCUGCUCGCUUGCGACCUGCUCUCAACCUACUGCAUGACAUUGCCAUUCACGCGCGCUACCUGGCGCCCGAGCUAUUGGAUGCCACCACCCAUCGUACCUUUCGCAUCGAGCUUGCUCGUGCCAUUGCAGCUGGCCUGGCCGCCUUGGUCAAUGCCCAUGAUGAUGUUGCCACUUCCAGCCCCGAGAGUGAGAGGGCUCAGCGUUGGCCCAUUGCGUUCAUCGACUGCUGCUUGGUGCUGGCUACGCUCGUGCCCCUUGCUGAAGCCAGAGACGGUCCACAUUUGCUUCUGGCAAUCCUAGAUGGGUUAUUGCACGUUCAUCGUCGUCGGCCGUGGCUCUGGCGCCAUCAUGAUUGCAAUGUGCCACCAGAAGAACAGCUUGCUCAAGAAGGCACCCCCGAAAUGAAUGAUUCCGAAGGCCCACUGUAUCAUGCCGUCAAACUACUAUCCCGCAUCCUCCCCUCGCAAACGUUUUCAGUACUCUUGACCAAGAUUAUGCACAAGUUACAAAGCCUGCCGCUGAGCGGCCCUGAAACGACUGUGCUGAUAGCCUCGCAGGUGGAGGACGAUUUAUAUUUUCUUGCACGGUUGGCAAAGUUCAAGCACGUUCGUCUUGUCAUGCCAACGGAACUGAACGCGGGCGUUCAUAUGCCACUAUUCAUUUCACUUUCUUCCUCGCUCAUCUACCGCGCUUACCAACCUCUAGCCGAAUUUGGCCUUGUGCAAGCGCUGUGGAACGAGCUUUCUCGCCCCUGCUACUGGCAUCGACAAGCGCCCCUUCUGGAUCCCUUUUUGCAAGCCCCCUCAGCAGCAGUGCAAGGCCCAGUAGCUCAUUUCGCUGUCUUGCUGCGUGACCUCGCGCAACAAGAUGUCCAGCUGGCCAUCCGCUUCAUCAAUCGGAACAUGGCUCGCUUCCCAACGCAACCACAUCCUGCUCGUCAACUUUAUUGCCUCGACGAGAGCUUGAAUCACUCCUUGUGUGGGAUCUGCAAUCUGGGCCACGUGUUACUUGCCUGUCUCAGUGCACUGUGGCAUUUUCAGCUGCACGCUGGCGAGGAGCUGGGCAGCUUCCGGGGCAAAGUCCAGCGCUUGGCACAGCGUGUAAGCAGUAUCUUUCACCAGUCGCUGUGGACACCUGAAGGCGCGGCGCGCACGGCUCGCAGCACUUGGUUGGCGUUGGUGUGCAAAUUGGCGCAUACUCAGCUCAUGUACGGUAUCGAUCUUCAGCCUACGGGGCAGCUCUUGCGCGAUCUUUGUGGGUUGGAGAGCCUUCAGCGUAUGGAUCCGCGUGUCUUACCUUGUCUUGAGGUUGUUUGGAAGGCCGCUGCACAGCGCGCGGUGCUCGGGGAGUACGAAGCUGCGGCCCCGCUACUCCAGCUCUUCAUGCCUCAAGGCACAGCCGAGCUCCUUGCGAUUUGGAAUGCCGAGUACCUGCGCGCAACGCGAGCGCUGCCCGUCAGCGUGGUCAUUUCUCUCCUCGAGACUGGGCUGCAAACUCCAACCGGCCUGUCAGCCAUGGUCCGGCUUUGGUGUCUCAAGCGACUCCUGCCCCAACUUCAGCUGCUCCUCACUCAAGACAAACUGGACGCUAGUGUCGGCCCUCGGCUGGAUCGUCUCUGGGUCCUUCUCUUGCUCUUGAUGCAGCAAAACGAUGCUGGUGCAUCUGCACCUGAGCCUGAUCAUCCGCGCUUGCUGCGUCUACAAAUUCUGGCCUGGUGGGCCGGACACGUGUCUACUCCCACCGCCCAAUCCUGGGCCUUGGCUGCUCUGUUCUUACGCGACUGCCACCUCGAGCUCUGUGCAGCCUCCGUGGCACUCAUGCUCUGGUCUGAUCACCGGCAGCAAGGCUUGGAUCAAGACGCAACAUUGACGGCCGUGACGCUGCAGGACGACUUGGAAUGGGCAUCAACGUUGGCGCAAUGGCAGGUCGCUGACCUGCCAUGGGCAACACGCUUGGCCCUCAUAGCCUCAGCGCUCAAAGCUGGACCGCAGCGUACCAGAACUUUUGAGCAACAGCAACGGCGACGCCUUGAGCUCUUGCAGCGUUUGACCCGACGUGUUGUGCGUGAUCCCAGUGUUCGGCUGGUCGACGAUGUUGUCGUCAAUGCCAACCGUCCCGUGGCGUUUCACGUUCAAACCAUCGACGAAGCGGCGCGCACGCGGCUGGCCGAACUGUUGAGCCGCAUCCCCAAUGUUCCUGCCUCGGGCGCCGCAGGAGCACACCAAAGCGCCAACGUACAGCGACUCCAUGCCCGCUUUUAUGUGGAGGCCGUGGCCACUGUGCUGGUGGAAGCCGGUGCUGUCCUCUAUCGCCAGCGUCACGAGAGCUUCUUCAAUUGGGCCGUCAACAAGAUUUUCUGGCAGCCACCCCGUGCUGUAGGCGAAUAUGCUCGGGAGGAGCUGAUGACCGUUUUUCUACCUGCUCUUUUUCGGGUUCUGGGCCAGCUUCAGCUGCCUGGAGAUGCAUACGUGCUUCGCAUCCUCGACAAAAUGUGCUUGCGCCCUUACUUUUACUCGGCGGCUUGCCCCACCUGCUUGGGGCUCUCCGACUCUCAUCGCCGGCGAAGAGGCUUUGACAAGCACUUUGCAGAGGCUCUGUUGCAGCGAGCCAAGUUAUUUGCCGAACUGGUGGGCGGCCACCCCUGCGAAGCUGGCAAGGCUUGGCUCCGCUUGUACUUGCUUGUGGGUCCCUUUCAGCACAUGCUUUUACCGGAGGCCCCCCACGCACUUGCGGGCCCCCUCCUGCUCCUGGCCUGUCAAACGCUACGCUGGAUUUCGCUACGUUACAAGGCGUGGGCCGACGGGGCAGCGCGGCAACUGAUCAAGGCGAUUGAGCAUUCGGGGUCAAGCUCCGUUGGUACGUCCGCCGAGACCGGUCAAGAGGCUGCAACUGCAGCACGGGCGCAAGCAGCUCGCGCUGUCCUGACGACAGCUGCACAGAACGGAGCCGGGACUGGUGUUAUACCCGAGGCCAUGCGCACGUUGAUGCAGGUGUUUCGCCGUGCCGUGGACGAGACACACGUGACCAUGGUUCCGCUCUUUAGUGCGCUAGCGCGUUUGGAGCAUGAUGCUCCCGCGACGGCCGUGGUGAUUAGCACGCUUCGUCGCAUGUUCAAUACAUAUGUGGACAUUCAUGCCGCUGUGCAACACGUGCAACUGACCCUGGCACGCGAGCUCAACCUGACCACCCCUCCCACGCUGGUCACCCAAGCGGAAGCCGCGACGACAAUGAUGACGUUUUAUCAUGGGUUGCUUCAAAAAGAAUGUCUUUGGCAGCUGUACCGCAUCAAACUGGCCGAUCGCAAGGUCUCGCGGGAGGUGGCCAAUUUGAGUGUGAGCGACCGGCGCGAAUUGCAAGACAUGUUGGCCAAGUCCCAAACAGCUUUGCCACUCGGCUCGGCGGCGGAUGAUCGUGUGGUGCAGGCCUUUGCACGAUUUGGACAACAACGACCGCCGGCACCGGCGAUGACAGGCACCACCGCACCUGCUGGCAUGGAGCCAGGAAAUCAUGCCGAAGUGUCACCCAGCACGCCUGAGAUCGUAUGA